GCGAGUCUCCUGUCAAGCGGGCAGUCAACCCGCAUCUGUCAGCGGUUCUAUUAUUUUGCUUGAAUGACGACAGUCUAUUUUUGAAAAUAAACUAAAUAUAAUGCGAUUUGCAUAAUAAAGCCAUUGAGGUCUGAAUCAAAAAACCGGAUCGCGGGUGCGAUAAAAUGGCUUCGGCAUACGUUCUGUCGUUUUUCGUACUGACGCAGUAUUUGCUGCUGAACUGUGCAUCGGCGGCCGUGCAUAACCACCAGGUGGAUACCCAGGAGCGCGAGAGCGAUGGCAGCUUCCGAGCGAGAGACUUCGAGCACUACGGAGACUCCGGGCAUCAUUCAGAGUUUGACCACGAGGCCAUCUUAGGGAGCGUGAAGGAGGCCGAGGAGUUUGACCAGUUGAGUCCUGAGGAGGCGAAGCGCCGGCUCGGCGAUCUGCUGCUGAAGAUGGACCUCAAUGGAGAUAAGAUGAUUGACCGGCCUGAGCUCAAAGACUGGAUCUUAAAUUCUUUCCGCAAGUUAUCCCGAGAAGAGGCAGAAGAGAGGAUGAAGGAAGCAGAUGAUAACCGUGACGGAGUAGUCUCUUGGAGUGAAUACUUGUCGGACGCUUUUGGAGUGGACUCCGAGGAGGAGAUUCUGCCGGAAGACACGGGGGACACUGGCAUGCAGCUGGUGCACGAGGAGAAACAGAUGUGGACGGCUGCGGACGCCAACGGCGACGGGACACUGGAUAUCGACGAGUUUGAGGUGUUCACGAAUCCGGAGGAACACGAGAAGAUGCACGCGUUCCUGCUCGCGCAGACGAUGCGGGAGAAGGACAGCAACAACGACGGCAGCAUCAGCUUCGAGGAGUUCAUCGGAGACCGGGGUGGUCACGAUAAAGCGUGGAUGUUGGCGGAACGCGACAAGUUCGACCAUGAGCUCGACGCGGACCGCGACGGGAAACUCAACGCGGAGGAGAUCCGUCGCUGGAUCAUACCCGACAACGACGAAAUUGCAUUAGAAGAGGUGGAACAUCUCUUCGCCUCGGCCGACGACAACUCAGACGGACGUCUCAGCUUCUCAGAGAUCCUAGACCACUAUCAGCAGUUCGUGGGAUCAGAGGCGACGGACUACGGCGACCAUCUCAUGGGAGACCACUUUGACGAUGAGCUCUAAGCGAGGUAUACUUACCAACUUUAACGCUACUCGGCUACUCGUCAGGUUACUGACUACGACCACCUUAAACGGAGAGACCACACACUAUAAGCAGUUCGUGAUUCGUGAGGUCAGAGGCUACGGACUACGGCGACCAUCUCAUGGGAGACCACUUUGACGAAUAGCUCUAAGCGAGGUAUAUGUACCAACUUUAAAGUUGCUAUUUGUCAGGUUACUGACUACGACCAUCUCAUAGGUGACCGUUUUGACGGUGAACUCUGGCGAGAUCUACGUACAGUCAGCAGCAAAAGUUGCUAAGCGGGCGAGUGUUCAAAAUUACUUUGACACGCUCUUAUUCGCCUGACAAUAAAGUCGCGUCAAGAUCAUUUUGAACACCUGGCCCGCUUAGCAACUUCUGCUGCUGACUGUACCAUCUUAAACGGAGAGACCACCCACUAUAAGCAGUUCGUGGGGUCAGAAGCUACGGACUACGGCGACCAGCUCAUGGGAGACCAUUUUGACGAUGAGCUCCAAGCGAGGUAUACGUACCUAUUUUAAAGGGGUUGCUCGUCAUUAUAUGGUUCUUUAAGGUUAUUAAACCAAAUUGUGUACUGGCGAUUAAUUCAGUAAUAUCUACACGACUAAUGUCAGAUGUGUAAAUAUUUUUGAGCAUUCGUCUGUGUAAAUGUAUUUUGCUAAUGGCGCUAAGUCAAUCGGAGUUUGUACAUAAGUAGAAUAAUUCUAAAUAGAGUGUAUAUUGUAAAGCGGUGUUCAUAAUGAUCUAUUUCACAAUGUUUUAUUUUAGUUCAAUUUUAUUUUAUUGACUUGAUUUGUUUUACUUUGAUUCUACAAAAACGAUAUUAUAAAUUCAAUAUAAUUAUUAUUUUACGUUGAUAUUUACCGUUCUGUAUUUUGAUAUUUAUGUUAAUUCUAUGUACGUAUGUAAUAACAAAUAUUGAGACCAUAGUAGUGACGUCUAGGUAUAAGUAGUCAUAAUUUUUUUGGAAUGUUAAGUAAUGAAUAAUAAUAAAAUAUAAUACAUAGGGUAAUUCACCAGUAACUCGCCACCUGUUAGUAACUGGCCACUAUAUACUGGCCAGUUACUAACAGGUGGCGAGUUACUGGUGAACUACCCUAUAUAAAAUGUUAACAACUACUAGCUACCUAAAUGCUAACAUGUAGCACCUUGCCAACAAAUUAAAUAGCUAUAUCUCAAUUAUAUCAUCAAAGACAUAUGUAACUCCGUAUAAGAUGAAUAAAGUCUAAGAAAAAAACGUGCCUCGGAAAUCAAGAAAAAGUCAUUCUCGGAUAGAUGGCGUACACACCUUUGGCCUAUGGUCGGCUAGAUGGCGUUGACGACACCGUUUUAUAUUUAACAAUUUUAACACAUAGGUAUCAGUGAAUGAACAUGGGUCAAAAUGAUAUAAAAAUAAUAAAAUCAUUUAUC
Molecule: messenger RNA, 2574 nt
Organism: Cydia splendana
Lineage: Eukaryota; Metazoa; Arthropoda; Insecta; Lepidoptera; Tortricidae
Product: reticulocalbin-2
Exons: 7
Coding region: 165-1148 (327 amino acids)
Cellular component (GO): endoplasmic reticulum
Molecular function (GO): calcium ion binding
Source: RefSeq, a predicted model, not a curated record